Monascus purpureus is the source of this 1273-nucleotide messenger RNA. The record is from the annotation of a GenBank genome assembly. Lineage: Eukaryota; Fungi; Ascomycota; Eurotiomycetes; Eurotiales; Aspergillaceae.
GGCUGCCCUUAUCGAUAAGAUUACUCCGUAUUUGCCUUGGUGCCUGAGGCUUCCAAAGAACCGGGACUGGACACGUCGAUCAGACCAACCCCGCCAGGGGCAUUCUUCAACAGCAGCGUCCAUCAAGAAUUUCGCCCGGUUUUAUUUUAUUUUGCUCUUUGUCAACUUUAUAGUUCCCCUUUUGUGCCAUCUUACCUACCUCAGACAAGCGAAAAAUUGAGAGUCUGCAACUAUGGCGACUGAGGCUGCAAGUAUCUACCCCUCCCUGGAAAACCGUCCUGUAAAGGGCACCAUUUGCCUUUUUGACGUCGACGAGACCCUGACUCCUGCAAGAAGUAGUGCCUCCCCUGAAAUGCUUGAGCUUCUCUCGAAAUUGAGGCAUAAAUGCGCAAUUGGUUAUGUCGGUGGCUCCGAUUUUAGUAAACAACAAGAACAACUCGGCACGUCUUCGAUUCCGGUUACGACCCUCUUUGACUUCUGCUUUGCUGAAAAUGGUUUGAUCGCAUACCGCUUGGGAAAGCCUCUUGCCACUACUAGCUUUAUCCAAUGGCUCGGAGAGGAGAAAUAUCAGAACCUGGUGGACUUCUGCCUUAAGUACAUUGCGAAUGUGAAGCUGCCGAAGAAGCGUGGUACUUUCGUUGAAUUCCGUAAUGGGAUGGUUAAUGUCAGCCCCAUUGGGAGGAAUGCAAGCAUGCAAGAGAGAAACGAGUUUGAAGAGUAUGACAAGAUUCACCACAUCAGGGAGGAUAUGGUAGAGGCACUGAAGAAAGAAUUCCCUGACUAUGGCCUCACAUUCUCCAUCGGCGGUAAAAUUUCCUUCGAUGUUUUUCCAACAGGCUGGGAUAAAACCUAUUGCCUGCGUCAUGUCGAGGCCGAGAAGCACAUCUCUGGCACUGAGUACAAAACGAUUCAUUUCUUUGGAGAUAAAUGUUACCCUGGAGGUAAUGAUUUCGAGAUAUUUUCCGACUCGCGAACUGUAGGACAUUCUGUGUCGGGUCCUGAGGAUACCAUGAAGAAGUUAAAAGAGCUGUUUGAUCUAUAGAAAUUGUCUUCUAUCGUCGUAUGUCCUACUUGGCGUUUCAUCCGGCGGAAACAAUGCUCUGGAGCAAGGAAUAAAAAAUGUUGAUGGGAUAUUUCAAAAUGGCUAUGCUCCAUGGAUAGAAACAGUGGGAAAUAUAAUAUUACGCAAUAAUAGAACCUUGUUCGAAAUAGGUAGGCAGUUGAACCAUCUACAUAACUCGCUGUGCCAUCCAUAUCUCUGUUUUUCAGGAUA